UGACAUUAUGAGGCAAUUCAAAAAUGGCAGUUGUAGAACUGCUGGUGUUACACUUCUGCUGCUAGCGAUAAUUCACGUGGGAGAUAUCGGAGCAAUAUUUGUUCCUAAAAUCCACUACCUACACGCUUCCAACAAUGGUACACUGGCGUUUGGAGAAUCGGCAUCUGCUGCUAGAGCCACCAUCGUCUUCCAGUCGGUAAACGAAUCGACCGCUGGAACAGGAAACGAAUCUCAGAGCUCCCUAGAUUCUCCGACAAUAUGCAUAGUCACGAGCAGCCUGGAUGAUCUUCCAACGGAUCUAUUCAGUGAGGAGCAGCGCCUGCAGGGGGCGAUCGUGCUGCACUUUGUGGCCGCGAUCUAUUUCUUCAUGCUGCUCGCUUAUGUGUGCAGUGAGUACUUCCUGCCGUCGGUCGAAUGUCUCUGCGAAGAUUUGAAGCUGUCACAGGACGUGGCGGCCGCUACCUUCAUGGCGACGGCUACUUCGAUGCCGGAAUUUUUCACCAACACCAUCAGCACGUUAGCAGUGGACUCGGACAUUGGCGUAGGGACGAUCAUGGGAUCGAUGCUCUUCAACACACUUGGCGUGGCAGCUCUCGUGGGAAUGCUCACGAAGAUGCACGUGCAACUUGAUUGGUGGCCACUGACACGAGAUUCUAUCAUCGUGACUAUCUCCACCACACUACUGGUAGUGUGCGUUUGGGAUGGUCGGGUUGAAUGGUAUGAGGCGAUGCUCUUCAGCAUCAUGUACGUGCUGUAUUUUGUGGUCAUGUUUAAAAAUGAAUGGCUCAAGAGGAUCGCAGUGCGCUACAUUCAAGAUCGGUGGAAUUUGUGCGGUCGGUUGGAACCAGAACCGGAGGAUGGCACGGUGGACCACAAAGUACCUCGGAAAUAUUCCGUCGCUGUUCUCGGACAUGCCAUUAAUGGUGUCCUGGUGGCCACGAAUGGGGUGUCCGCAAAAAAGGAGACACCAAACGGUGAUGCUCCCGUUCCUGUGCCGAUCGAGCCGCAAGUGAUUGCACAGCCAGAAGAAUGCACGAACGUGAAAUGGCAUGAGCUUACGCACCUUCCCGGUAAGUCUCGAGCUGGCUGGAAAACAAUCCUGUGGGUUUUUACGUGGCCAUAUCGAUUGGUGGUGUUCCUGACUGUUCCUGAUCCGCUCCGCUUCCGUCGAUUGUACCCGCUAACGUUCAUCUGCUGCAUCGGAUGGAUCGGGGCGAGUUCAUACAUCGUGUUUUGGAUGAUCUCAGUCAUCGGCAACACCUUCGGCAUACCGGACACGGUGAUGGGCAUGACGUUCCUUGCAUUCGGUGGUUGCAUGCCCGAGGCGGCCUCUGCUGUAACGCUCAUUCGCCGAGGUAACGGUGCAAUGGGAGUCUCGAAUUCGCUGGGGGCAAAUACUCUCGCGAUACUGUUUUCCCUUGGUUUGCCUUGGUUCAUCCGAACGAUGAUUGAUGGUGGCCCUUCGGCGGGGGCCUAUAUUGCGAUUCAAUCCUACGGUAUUCAGUACUCCGUGCUGGCCCUUUUCGGAGCGAUCCUUACGCUCUACCUUGUGCUGUACAUCGCUAAGUACACGCUCCGGAAGCUGGUCGGAUUAGCACUGGCCAUCGGCUACCUGGUGAUCGUAACCUUCAUGAUAUUGGUCGAAUUGGAUCUGUUUUUCCCCGCCAAUAAUCGUUGUUAGUAGAAGCAGUGAUAAACGAGUGUAUCAGAUAGAUCAUUAGGGAUAGAAAUGAAAUAAAUAAGAUCACGAAAACUAAUAUUUGUCAUAUCAACUCGAAGGCAUAUAUCCAAAUGAUAUAGAAUAUAUUUAGCACAUAAUUUAUUUUAAGGAUUUGUGUAUAAA
This is a messenger RNA of Anopheles nili, 1843 nucleotides long. Its product is annotated as sodium/potassium/calcium exchanger 3-like. Gene Ontology annotation, cellular component: membrane. Gene Ontology annotation, molecular function: calcium channel activity; calcium, potassium:sodium antiporter activity. Lineage: Eukaryota; Metazoa; Arthropoda; Insecta; Diptera; Culicidae. Bases 8 to 1681 code for a protein of 557 amino acids. The record is from RefSeq and is a predicted model, not a curated record. Gene Ontology annotation, biological process: intracellular calcium ion homeostasis; calcium ion transmembrane transport. The transcript is spliced from 4 exons.